Triticum aestivum (bread wheat) is the source of this 1269-nucleotide messenger RNA. Its product is annotated as translation initiation factor IF-2-like. The annotation marks the transcript as partial. The record is from RefSeq and is a predicted model, not a curated record. Lineage: Eukaryota; Viridiplantae; Streptophyta; Magnoliopsida; Poales; Poaceae. The transcript has 2 exons.
AUGGUAAGCUACCACUUCCUCGUUCAGCAGCUGUCCGGCUUCUUUGACGGCUGCGAUUUCCUCCACGUCCCACGCGCGGAAAAUGAAGCCGCCGACACGCUAGACAAGAUUGGCUCAUCCCGGCAAUCCAUCCCGUCCGGCGUCUCCCUCGAGCACCUGCACAAGCUGUCCGUCAAGCCAUCUCCGGACUCCGAGUCCAUCUUCGUCCCAGAUGACCCGGCCGCGCCUCCACCCGGCCUGGGGACUGCCGAACCCGGCCCGGGGACUGCCGAACCCGGCCCAGGAGCCGCCCAACCCGGCUCAAGGGCUGCCGCCCGAGACCCGGCCGCCAUCAUCCUCGACCCAGCCGUCGUCGUCCCCGACCCGGGGGCUGCCACCUCCGGCUCGGUGGCUCCUGCCCAAGAGCCCGCCACGGUGGCCGUCUUCGCGGUGGUGACGGCCCCGUCAUGGGCCCUGCCCAUCUCGGAGUUCCUAGAGAACGGGGUUCUCCCCAUGGACGAGACCGAAGCCCGACAACGGAUCGGCUCCACCCGACAGGCUAUACCGACCGGUGUCUCUCUCCAGCGCCUCCUCAAACCGUCCAUCAAGCCGUCUCCAGAGUCGGACUCUAUCUUCGUACCGCCUGCCCCCGAUGCAGCCGGAUCCGACUGGAGGAACCCAGCAGGCGGCGCGGGGACUUCGACAACCGGCCCGGGGACUGCCGUAGUCGCACCCGGCUCGGGGACUUCAGAACCCGGCCCGGGGACUGCAGCAGUCGGCCCGGGGACUGCAGCGACACAAGAAGCGGUGGCCGACUCCAACUCCCCACCACCCAACCCGCCCACCCGAGUCACAGUGGCCGUACUGACAGUAGAAGAAGUCACAGCUCCAUCAUGGGCCCAGCCCAUCCUCAACUUCCUAGUCAAUAGAGAGCUGCCGACUGAUGAGAUCUCGGCAAGACUAGUGCAACGUCGAGCCGGAGCAUAUGCAAUAAUAAACAGAGAACUUGUCAAGCGCAGCGUCACUGGAGUCUUCCAGCGCUGCGUCGAGCCAGAGAAAGGUGUGGCAAUCCUCAAGGAUAUCCAUCAAGGCGAAUGCGGCCACCACGCAGCCUCAAGAUCACUUGUGGCCAAAGCUUUCCGCCACGGUUUCUUUUGGCCGACUGCUUUGGAAGAUGCCAAAGAGAUAGUCAAAAGCUGCAAAGGAUGCCAAGUCUUCAGUUCCAAGCAACACCUGCCGGCUUCUGCACUCAAGACCAUCCCCCUCACCUGGCCCUUUGCCGUCUGGGGG